Anoplopoma fimbria (sablefish) is the source of this 498-nucleotide messenger RNA. RefSeq names its product putative lysozyme-like protein. Lineage: Eukaryota; Metazoa; Chordata; Actinopteri; Perciformes; Anoplopomatidae. The transcript has 8 exons. The record is from RefSeq and is a predicted model, not a curated record. Bases 82 to 498 code for a protein of 138 amino acids.
GGAAGUCAGAGCAGCUCAGCAGCUUCCCAACCAGGUUCUGACGGAGUUGACUCAGAGUCCAACGGUAACGGACAGAAGCUGAUGAACGGAGGGGGGGCAGGAGGGGGCGGAAUGGACAGUCAGACAGGUAUAUUGGGUUCAUUUGGGGGCGGAGUUUCUCACUGGGAAUUUACAGCAAUAAUUUCGGAUGUGACAGAAGUUCCGUCUGCAGAUCAGAACAGCGGUUCCAGUCUGGACUCACUUGCAGAUCCUCCUCAUCACUCUGACAUCAGCAUCGACCAAUCAGGACCAGACCAAAGCUCUCUGAGCUCGGGGCCUGACCAAUCCCUCUCCAGCUCUGUCUCAGGCUCCUCCCACUCUGUGGCCCAGGAAGGUGCAGCGGACUCACCUGACGCUACCGGAAACGGUCGACAGACUCUGCUGACGAACACAAAUGCAGGUAAACGAUUAUUGAUUAUCAGUCUGUUCCUUUUGUUGACGGGAGCUUUGACUCAAUAA